AUGGAUCCUUCACUUGACAACAAAGUGUCGAAUGUCAGUCUUACGGCAAAACAUCAUUCGGAAUCCCUCACUCAAUGUUCCGCUAUCUGUGGUGGACUUUGUGCAUGUUUUGGCUUUCAUUCCCACCUAAAGAAUUGCCGUGUCCAUCAGUCUUGUGACCCAUCAGACAUGACCAUCGAUGAAACAGGAUGGAGGAAUUUUUUUCCUGAAGGUAGGAGUUGUGAAUACGACUGGUUGGAAUACAACAGUCAUUGCUACUUCUAUGGUACACCACGUGUCUCAUGGACAGAAGCCCGGAUGGAUUGUGAGGUCAGAUCGUCCCAAUUAGUAGAGAUUGAGGAUAAAGAAGAAUCAGCCUGGCUGGCUGCCACAUUUCUUCUCAAAGACUCAUGCGCUUCUAAUAUUUACGAAGACUGCACAGCUUGGACGGGUGGAAAUGAUAUUUUUGUGGAGGGCGAUUAUCGGUGGCACCACUCAAAUUCAACCAUGAAUUUCACGAAUUGGUAUGCAUAUCAACCAAGCGUGAACUUUGCUGGUCGCAAUGAGGACUGUGUCGAUAUUCUCAGAGAUGCUCGAUGGAAUGAUGGAGAAUGCCAUAUUCAAAAAUCGUACAUAUGUGAAAAAAACCUCUAAGAUACAAUUACGAAUUUAUGUAUGUUUCGCUAUAUUUCAGGCAGGUUAAUAUUAAGGAUGAGGAGUACAUCAGCGACAGCUGAUAUUGAUGAAAAGUUGAGGAUAAAUGAAAACUUUCAAUUUUAUUUUAUCGAAUCAGAAAUGCAGUUUUAGUACAAAAGAAUAAAAACCCCUCCUAGGCUCGAACGCAAAAAGUACAGAUCAGUAAUAUACACGACAGUCUACUAAAAUAACCAGCUAGGGAAUUAAAUUUAAAAGGAAUGUACAUACACUGUUGUUCUUUUUUCAUUAAAGUUUCAAAAGGAAGUCUGCCAUUAUGACAGUGUAUUAUUAUACCCCCCGCAACAAGUUGGGGGGGGGGGGGGGUAUACUGGAAUCGGGUUGUCCGUCUGUCUGUCCGUCUGUAGACGCAAUGGUUUCCGGGCUCUAAAGCAUUAUCCUUUCCACCUACCGUCACCAUAUCAUAUAUAUGGACUACCCAUGGGAUGGAGAUGUUCCCUAUCGAUUUUGGGGUCAAAAGGUCAAAGGUCAAGCACACUGGACAUCGAAGUAGCAAUAUGGUUUCCGGGCUCUAA
Ostrea edulis (European flat oyster) is the source of this 1208-nucleotide messenger RNA. Its product is annotated as perlucin-like protein. The record is from RefSeq and is a predicted model, not a curated record. The transcript is spliced from 4 exons. Bases 1 to 633 code for a protein of 210 amino acids. Lineage: Eukaryota; Metazoa; Mollusca; Bivalvia; Ostreida; Ostreidae. Gene Ontology annotation, molecular function: signaling receptor activity.